Suillus discolor is the source of this 390-nucleotide messenger RNA. RefSeq lists its product as uncharacterized. The annotation marks the transcript as partial. The record is from RefSeq and is a predicted model, not a curated record. The transcript has 2 exons. Lineage: Eukaryota; Fungi; Basidiomycota; Agaricomycetes; Boletales; Suillaceae.
UUUCCGUGCGGUGCACGGAAGUGUAAGACAGCUUUAGGUGGCGUGCGCCGCUAUCAGGAUACAAGGGAUAAGUCUUCGACGACUAAUCUGAAGCACCAUGCCAUUGGAUGCUUUGGCGAGGAUGCUGUCAACAAUGCCAUGAAGGGUAAGGAUGUCAGCACUACCUAUAGUGGCUCCGUCUAUGCAGCAUUUGCACGCCAAGGCCAACAGCCCGUUCAUUACCCUCAUCGGACACAUACAAACCCGGAAGUUUGUGCUCGACGGGUGAAACAGAUCACUGAAAGCAAUCGCCUGGUUAAUAUAGUCAAUGACCGUGAACUCCGCGAGCUUCUUUGUGCAGGUCGUCCGAUUAUUUUAUUGUCCGAGUCAUUAAUACACUCUUCUUGCUAA